Acanthoscelides obtectus is the source of this 837-nucleotide messenger RNA. The record is from the annotation of a GenBank genome assembly. Lineage: Eukaryota; Metazoa; Arthropoda; Insecta; Coleoptera; Chrysomelidae.
AUGCCGUUUCAGAUCUUCAGCUUAAGAGAAGUAGAUCUCAUAAAAGAAUAUAGCAAAUGGAAAGACGUAGCAAAACAAAUCCGCAAUAUUUUGAACCAAGUUGAAGGGAAAGGCUUCAAAAACUUACAAAAAUGGAAAAUAUAUCUAGACAAAGAACUUGCCUUGGUUCUUGAAAAGCAGUACAUAAAUUCUUUGGACAGUUUGCAUUUGUAUUUGCCGGAAAUCUACGUUGAUUUGACAUACAGGAAUUUGAACUUGGAGUACUCACCCCCUGAAGAACAAUUGAAAAAUAUCUAUGAGCAGCAAUUGAAGAGAUUUUUAGAUACUCCGCUGAGUUUCAGAGGCAUAUCUGAUGAUGACACAGUGUUUAAAGAAAUAACAGAAAGGAAUGGCGAAGCUUUGAAAAAUGUGUCAAAGCACACUAAUGAGCUUUUUGAUCAAUUGAGGAAGGUGAUAGAACACUGGAAAUCUUGGAUUCAGUUAGAGUCACUUGACAUUACGAAAUUGACGAGCUGGCAACAUUGGGAUAUUCAUUUCAGAGCUUCGAAAACUUUCGGACAAGAAACUGCUAAGUUGUCCAGUACCGAAGAACGAGUGGGUUGCUUCGUCAUCAGUCUAUCUCGACUGAGAUCGGAUUUAGAGUCGCAUAAUCGCAGCUACUGGGAUCAACUGAUCUACUCUUUGAAAGAUUCCAUAGCUCAGGACGUAGUAAAGCUUCAGGAUUACAUCAAUCAUUCCACGUCAGCUCUAACAAGACAACCUUUGACCAUCGAGGAAAUCGGGGAAUCUGGGGCUGUCCAUAAGAAUAUUCUAGAAGAAGCACCAAUGGUGGGUUGA